GUCAGAGGAGAUUAUAAUUUUAUGAAACUCCUGGCCUUCUUAUAUAGUCCCAGCUUCAUACUCUGUUUUUUGGGAUAUUUCUUUUCCUUCAUGCAGCCUCAAGGAGGCAUUGUGAUUGCUUGUCUUUGCUAAACCUCUCACAGCGAUGAUGCAGGUAUGUACCUUACCGCCCACACUGGUCUGGCGAGGACGUGUACGUGCACAGGCGUCUAAGCCGCAAGUCAUACGCCUCACCACCACGUCAACAUCGGGCUUUGAGUCCUUGUUUCCCUCUUUAUCCCACUCUGCCAACAUUUAUCAUUUAGCGGAUGAGCCUGUUGCCACCGGAAUUAUCCAUAUACCCCAUUCUAUCCCAAACUUGAUUUGCAUUUAUUCUACCCAGAUAACGUACUGAGAGGGUUCCCAUCUGCCUACCCGCCAUGGUCAGCUCUGAGCCAACUCCCAAAUGCCCCUUCUGCGGGUUCAGGCCGAGCGAAGGAGACUAUGAGCUUCUAUUACAUAUCGAAACGCGUCAUCCAGAGGGCCAGUCCCCCUUUGCUGUCGCCGAAGAUCCAGUUCUGUGUCCCCAGGACGGCUGUGGCGAGAUUGUUCCCCAGGACGAAUUGACGUACCAUCUCGAACUCCAUGCCCUCGAAGCCAGUGACGAUGUGGCAGACGCCUCGGAACAACUAUCUGCAAGUCCCGCAACUGUUGCGGCGGAACCCGACAAAUCUAUACGAGAUGAAACUCACAGGAAGCGGCGUGAGAAACAAAGCACCACUAUCCAGGCCUGGAAAGCCCUUUUCGGGGGCCAAAAGUCGCGACACGAUCCCAACACAAGUCAUCGAACUCGCCACAAGUCAAAAAAACUCUCCACCGCUGAGCCAUCCUCGAGUGACCAGACCUCUGAAAGUAAUGCGUCGGAUCACCCAGGCCCCCGACAUUCAGCCCGUCAGGGAGAUCCAAGCCGACAGAUUGCUCGGUUAGGGAAAUCCGAGCUGGGUAGAUUUGCACACGAAAAUCAGAUGCCUCCGUGGCUUGUCGAGCUUCUCCAACAGGAGGGCCAGGUCAUCAAUGAAGGCGUGAUGCCGGUACUCGGUCAGCUCCUCGAGCAGAGUCCUUCCACCCAAUACGCAUAUUUAUGUCACCCCCAAGUGCAACACGUCUCCAAGUUGCGGCGAGAAGCUACAGGUGGCUUCUGCGGAUACAGGAACAUUCAAAUGCUGACCUCCCACAUCAUCGGAGCGAGAUCAACGGGAGCAGAUUUGUUCGGCCCCACCUUCCCGACCAUUUUCGAGAUCCAGGAUCUUAUCGAGAAUGCCUGGGACAUGGGCUUCAAUGCCCAAGGCCGCAUAGAGACUGGAGGCGUUAAGGGAACUCGAAAAUACAUUGGCACACCAGAGGCCCAAGCAGUCUUCUGUAGCUUGUCGAUACCCUGCUCAGUCCAGGCGUUCAAGGACAAAGAGCGUGGCAAAGCAAAGUCACUCUUACUCCAAGGCAUCGAACAAUACUUUCAGGGAGGUGUGAUGGAUGUGGAAGCGAGAAUCCACCUCACCGGACUCCCUCCAAUCUAUCUUCAGCACCCAGGGCAUUCUUUGACCAUUGUGGGCCUUGAAAAACAGAUGAACGGCGAGGUUAAUCUUCUCGUAUUCGACCCUAGUUUUCGCGAUUCUACCAAGAUAAGACAUCUUGUUGGCAAGGCCUUUCGGCACAAGCUAUCAACCGUCGAUGAGGCGGUGCAGCCAUAUCGCCGAGGCACACAAUACCUCCGCAAGUACAGUGAAUUCGAGGUGCUCUAG
Messenger RNA from Ilyonectria robusta, 1778 nucleotides. Its product is annotated as peptidase family C78-domain-containing protein. Lineage: Eukaryota; Fungi; Ascomycota; Sordariomycetes; Hypocreales; Nectriaceae. The record is from RefSeq and is a predicted model, not a curated record. The coding region runs from base 420 to 1778 and encodes 452 amino acids. The transcript has 8 exons.